AUGCCGCUAAGCAAUGACAGGCCGCAUAGAAGGGCCCACGUAGCAUGCAAGGCAUGCAAUGCUCGCAAGGCCAGGUGCACAGUCACCUUGUCCGGUCCCCCGUGCGCCAACUGUGCCGUGGACAACGUCCUGUGCGAGAUACAAAGCCGCAAGCGGAGACGAAAUACGGAUCUUUUGUCUGAAGUGCCUGGAUCGGAGGUGCAAGAUAGUCCAGGCCCCUCUCAACACGGACACCCAACCCCAGAAGUCCAAACGUCGCAAUCCGAGAGCCCACAGCACGGUACCGUCGUUGUAGCAACAGACUAUGAGCAACCCCAAUGGGAGAGACCUAGUGAGCUUGAUGGCAAUACGCCACCAAACCACUUGUCUCAGACUCAAAAUCACCCUUCUAAUGUGGCCAGUCGGGAAACCAUUGCCGUUGGACAUGAGGCCGCUGGUUACGAAGCUCCGACGGUUCCAUCAGAAGAGUCUCAUCAGCCAGAGCACAUCGAAAGUUUCGACACACCGGCUUCAUCCGCUAUCGCCAAUGACACUUCAGCAUGGGCCGAGACUCUCGAGGAGGGUGAGAGCCAUGUCAACCGAGUUCCAUUCUACCCAGACAUUUGCAACCCUCAGCGGUCAACAAAUAGCAACCAUGCUUUUGUAGCUACGCCUUCAAUGGAGUCUCUUCGGCCAGAGGAGAUAGAGUACCUUCGGUUCAAAGGAUGUUUUUCUUUACCUCCUCGCGAGCUAAGAGAAGCCCUCGUGAAAGCUUACUUCCACCACGCCCAUCCCUUUGAGCCGGUCCUAGACCCCGAGGACUUUUUCAACAAGUAUAGCAAAGGCCAUCUCAGCUUGUUGCUUCUGUGGAGCAUGUUUGUGUCUGCCGCGAGCUUCAUCGAUGACAAGUUGUUUGCGGAAAGUUUCUAUGACUCCCAGCUUGCGUUUAAGCGGACGGCAUAUCAGCGAGCCAAGGCAUUGUAUGAUGCAGAUUAUGAAAAGAGUAAACUUACACUGAUUCAGUCCGUGUUCCUCAUGGGACAUUUUUACGCCAAUGCCGAAGAUCGCAUGGGACCUUGGCAUUGGAACGGCAUCGCUCUUAGUCUGUCUCAUACCAUUGGACUGCACAUGCUUACAUCCCCGGCGCGUGAGGGCAUUCAACCGUCGUGGCGCCGUCUGUGGUGGUGUAUCUAUUACCGCGAAGUAUGGCUCUCAUUGGGCCAAGGCCGACCCAUGCGCAUCUCUCUGGAUCACUGCUCAACUCCGAUGCCUGGACCAUAUGACGCCAGCCCCGUGUGCCCGCCGGAAUAUCGGUACUACUUACCCGAGCAACUUGGCACUUUGCUUGGCAUUUGGCUAGGCUUGAUCAGAGUAACACGCGUCUUGGGGAGAAUAUUGUCGACCAACUAUACCAUCAAGGGAGCAAAGCCUUCAAGGAACGACAUUGAGAGAGAUGAGAAUGAGAUCCGUGCCAACUGGUUCCCGGACGGAAACUACGAUCAAAGUCCAGUUCUAGCGUCCCAUUUAUACCAAUUUCGCCUUCAUGUCCAGGCGGCAAUUAUAGUUCUUUACCGACCGUUCCUCCGCGAAAUGCCGCAUGGCGUUCCCGAACACAAUGUCGACUCUUGGCAGACAUUGGCGAAUGGUAAAGUUCGGGCGGCGGCUUCUGAUGCAACUAGUGCUGUCAACUCGAUGAUGGCGGAAGAUCUGAUAAAGUUCACCCAGACAGUUGCAAUCCUUGCCCUUGGCCCGCCAAUGCAGGUCCACCUGCUUGAACUGACGUCAUCGAAGCAAUCGUCGAGUCAACUGGCAAGGCAUAACCUGGCGCUUUGCAUGCUGGCUUUAGAUGGGAUGCGAAAGUCUUAUAUCUCGGCCGACGCGGCGUACAAACUAUUCGACCGCGCCAGAAGCAUGGUCGAGAAGACUCGACAGGAAGCCGAGGAUGCUUCACAAGAGCCGACGGUUGUGCCUGAGACGCAGGGGAUUGAGAGCACGCGAUGGCUUGAUGAUUCUGAGGGUUAUGAUUUUGCGUCCACGGGAAUCUUUUCGGCUUUUUGGACGCCAUUCACAACGUUCAUUGCGGAUGACUUUUCAGGAGGUUCUUCCUAG
This is a messenger RNA of Fusarium vanettenii 77-13-4, 2088 nucleotides long. RefSeq lists its product as uncharacterized. Gene Ontology annotation, molecular function: zinc ion binding; DNA binding; DNA-binding transcription factor activity, RNA polymerase II-specific. The coding region runs from base 1 to 2088 and encodes 695 amino acids. Lineage: Eukaryota; Fungi; Ascomycota; Sordariomycetes; Hypocreales; Nectriaceae. Gene Ontology annotation, biological process: DNA-templated transcription; regulation of DNA-templated transcription. The transcript is spliced from 7 exons. The record is from RefSeq and is a predicted model, not a curated record.